Messenger RNA from Cokeromyces recurvatus, 1093 nucleotides. RefSeq lists its product as uncharacterized. Lineage: Eukaryota; Fungi; Mucoromycota; Mucoromycetes; Mucorales; Mucoraceae. The coding region runs from base 139 to 867 and encodes 242 amino acids. The record is from RefSeq and is a predicted model, not a curated record. The transcript is spliced from 3 exons.
AUUUAUUUUUUAUUACCAAAAGUAAUCAAUAUAAUUUUACUUGUAUCAACAUUGUAUAUUAAAAAUGAAGAAAAUAACAAAUUAUUAUUAAUAUUUUCAAUUUCAUUGGGGCUUUCAAUACAAGUCAUUAUAUCAACUAUGUUUAAUUAUUUUAUAUCAUUUACUCCUACAUUAUUACAGCAACAAAAGAUCUUUUAUUUAAUGAGCAUUCAACAGCUUGCUUACUCAACAGUAUUGAUUUUAUCAACAACUUUCAUGGGAUUCAGUCAUCAGCGACCGAAUAAAAGGAGUCGAUUAUGUUUAUUUAUAAUUCCAUUCUGUUAUAUAUUAAAUCAAGGCACAGAUAUCAAUUUAUAUCUAAUGAAACAAAAGAGAAGAAUAAGCUUACUUGAUAUAAUACUUCAUGUCAGAACUCUAUGUUCUAUCGUAUCUACUAUUCUAUUCAUCUCAAUUCUCUUGUUUAGCUUCAUUAUUUAUUUUACUAUUUGGAGCAAAAGGAGAAAGAAGAUCAUGUAUCAAAAUGUCCUUAGACUCUUUAUCUAUUUUACAGGUGCUAUUGAAUUAUCGAGUAUCUUUGGUUAUAUUAAAUCAAUUCAUUAUGAUAAUCAUCAUUCAAACUUGAUUCACAUUAUUCGAGAACAGAGAAAAGAGGGAGUAAGGAUACUCGGUCAUCAUUACAGUACAGUGACUACUACUAUUAAAAGUAGUAACAGUAUUAUUUUAUAUCAUUUAUUCGGAUUAAAUGAAGAGCAACAAAAACAAUAUGACAUAAUAACUAGCUGGAUGAGUACAGGCUAUAGUCUUUAUUUGCUUUGUAUUUCAUUCAUCAUACUUUGUAUUAUUUUGAUUACAAAAAAUAAAAAAUAAAAUAAGCUAUUAUAAUCUACUUCAUUGCAUAUAAAUGGGUAUACAUUCUUAUUAAACUUUCAUAACCAAGUCUAUCAUUACAUCUUAACAAGUUGGCUACAUCACAAUUAAGAGGCGAAGAAGGUUCUGGAUUAUUUAACAAAACUGAAAUAGCCAAUAGAGUAGAUUUUAAUGUCCAAGCUGGUGACCAAGCUGUCGAUUUUAAUAUGUCUAAACAAAUUUCACC